AGAAGAAUUUCAUCUAUAUAUUGGUCUGAACUCGCCAGCUCUCACACACUCUAACUCUAUAAAUACCUCUUGUUCUUCUUUGUUACCACCACUUUGCCUUCAUACUAAACUAAAUUCUAGUUUUGUAGAGAGAAAGGAACCACCCUUUUCUUUCAUUUGCAAUUUCUGUGUCACCAAUCAUGCAAACAAUGUGUGCUUACAGAGACGAGGAUCCCCGUCUUCAUGACCUCAAAACUAAGAUUCGUGUUGUCCCAAAUUUUCCUAAACCUGGUAUUAUGUUCCAAGACAUUACUACUCUGUUGCUCGAUCCCAAAGCCUUCAAGAACACGAUAGAUAUGUUCGUUGAGCGAUACAAAGGCAAAAAUAUUUCUGUUGUCGCAGGAAUUGAAGCUCGGGGUUUCAUUUUUGGUUCUCCCAUUGCACUGGCAAUAGGAGCAAAGUUUGUACCAAUGAGGAAACCGAAAAAAUUGCCUGGCAAAGUUAUUUCUCAAGAGUAUAUUCUGGAAUAUGGAAGAGACUGUCUUGAGCUGCAUGUUGGAGCAGUUGAACAUGGUGAGCGUGCUUUAGUGGUUGAUGAUUUGAUUGCGACUGGUGGAACACUCUGCGCUGCUAUGGAUUUACUUGAGCGAGUGGGAGCAGAGGUAGUGGAGUGUGCAUGCGUAAUUGAAUUGCCAGAAUUAAAGGGCCGUGAACGGUUGAACGGGAAACCCUUGUAUGUGUUAGUGGAAUGUUUUGAGUGCUGUCAGUAGAUGAAGAUGCAUCACCACCAAGUGGGUACUUUCCUAUAUGGAAUCCCAUUUUAUUAAGCUCCCUCCUUUAAAACCACUAUUGAGACUCAAUGCUUUGCCCCAAGAUUUUGAUGAGGAAAGAAUGCUUUUGAGGCAAAUGCUUGUAGUUGGAAAUUACUAGGAACAAUCACAUAAAAACUAAUGACUCUGUAUGACUCUUUCGGUGUAUCCUCUCUUUGCUUACCCAUCCUUCUAUUUCAAAUAAUAUAAAACAAUUACUUUGACAACAGUAGAUUUCCAAGAAUGAAAAUGAAAGUUUGGAAUUUGUAUCGUUGAA
Molecule: messenger RNA, 1065 nt
Organism: Cajanus cajan (pigeon pea)
Lineage: Eukaryota; Viridiplantae; Streptophyta; Magnoliopsida; Fabales; Fabaceae
Product: adenine phosphoribosyltransferase 4
Biological process (GO): adenine salvage
Cellular component (GO): cytoplasm; cytosol
Molecular function (GO): adenine phosphoribosyltransferase activity
Source: RefSeq, a predicted model, not a curated record